UCUUUCUUGGUUCCGAUAUCUGGAGAGUGGGAUAUCAUGUUUCCAUGCGUUGUGGAUGUUGAGGAUGAUGGCGGCCUUGAAUUAUCUCGCACUUUGCCGAACGUGAUGACACGCUACUCGGUGAGGGCUGUUUGCUGAUGCCAACCGCAAGGCUGGAAAGACGGAUGCUAACCGGUCAUCCAGUUUUUAAAUACGUCUCACGAUUCUCCGGAAUUGAAUGCACAAUCAUACCAGGCUUACCAGGGAUAUUCUUCAAAUAGUCAGGUCCCUUUGCAGUCGAAUGGGUCAUGUGCCCCGAAAUCAUCGAUGGGCCAAGACACGUCCUCGGCGGGGACAUCUCCUCAUAACAGUGCAGAGGCCUCAGUGUUGAUAUGCAAUAUCUGCUCGGAGCGUUUCAUCGGCGACUACCGCAAGAGAAAUCUUAGUCGACACAGACUUAGCUUGCAUGGGAACAGUGAGCCUGUCGUGUGCGAGGUUCUCGGGUGUCAACGCUCAUACAAACGUAGCGAUGCGCUGAAGGUGCACCUGAGGAAGGCACAUCCAAACACCGUCUCGCCGCCAGUUCCUCGAAAGAAUGCGGCUGGAGACUCUCGUGGGAAGAAGCGGCAGUGUGCGUCCGUCUAGUGCACUCCUCUUUGACAAAAUAUUCUGAGCAUCACAAACAGUGGUAGUAGAUAUUGUUUCUUUGUAGCGAUCGUUUGGGAGUGGGCGUAGUGGGGGCAUUGAUCGUGUAAAUCCUGUGUAG
Molecule: messenger RNA, 745 nt
Organism: Didymella exigua CBS 183.55
Lineage: Eukaryota; Fungi; Ascomycota; Dothideomycetes; Pleosporales; Didymellaceae
Exons: 2
Coding region: 307-624 (105 amino acids)
Source: RefSeq, a predicted model, not a curated record